ACUAGAUGGCGGUAAUACUCUACAAUCUAUAAAGACGUUGCAUUGCAUUUGGACGGCCACUGUCAGACUGAAAAGCUAGUAGCUAGCAUGUCGGAAUACGAAGCUACCCAGAAAAGUGCUUUAAAAUUGAAAGGAGUCCAGUUGGCAAGUAAAAAGAAAAAGAAGAAGGAUAAGGAAAGGAAAAAUUUAGAGCAGCAGGUGGUGAGCAGUCAAAAUGAAGAAGGAACAAAGAAAGGUUAUGUUGAUAAAAGGACACCAGCUCAAAUGGCGUUUGACAAAAUACAGGAGAGAAGGCAAAUGGAGCGGAUUUUAAAGAAGGCCUCCAAGACACACAAGAGAAGAGUUGAGGAUUUUAACAGACACCUGGAUGCAUUGACGGAACAUUAUGACAUACCCAAAGUCAGCUGGACUAAAUAAACUGAAUAUCUUUGGUUUUAUUUUCAACUGGUUACUAGCAGAGUAACAUUAUUUGUUAUAAUGGUACAUUAAACAACAUUUGACUGGUUAUGAUGUUACUGUAUAUACUCUUAUUUUUUUAUUUGUAACAUUUUUGACGUUUUGCCUGUGUCGAGCAGUAUUUGUGGAUUCAGAUUAUUUAGCGUUUCUUUAGGGAUUGAUUUCUUGAGACAUACCCUUGGUAUCUAAAUGUGCAUUUUUUUUCCUUUAACAUCCCAGCAUUCUUUCAGAAGAGAAUGGAGCUUUAGUCAUAUUUGGCUUUGUACCAAUGUAUUUUGCCUAGCGUCGUCUAAAUAAAGAUGUAGCUCUGUUGUACAAAGCAGACAAUGUUA
This is a messenger RNA of Paramisgurnus dabryanus, 788 nucleotides long. RefSeq names its product family with sequence similarity 32 member A (gene fam32a). Gene Ontology annotation, cellular component: nucleolus. Lineage: Eukaryota; Metazoa; Chordata; Actinopteri; Cypriniformes; Cobitidae. The record is from RefSeq and is a predicted model, not a curated record.